AUGUGGAGCUACUACAGAGACGGGCUUUUUCCCAGAAAGAAGAAGAAAGAGGACAAAGAGGCUGUAACACUUCCAGCUAUACACAAUGGUCCAACUUCACUAUGUCAGGGGACAAACAGGAAGGGGCAUGACGGCAAACUGCAUGUGGAGUCCAAUAUUACAGAUCACCUCAGAUAUCAAGUACAGCGAACAGGCAAAACCCAAAAUGAGCCUCACUUAGAGGACAGAAUAACUGACAUACUGCACCAAGGCCAGUUUUUCAAGGUUAAGGCUGCCACCACCUUACUGAACCUGCACGAAUACAGGAGAACAAUCGACGAUUCAACACAGUUACUAAAGAGCAUGGAGGCCCUGGCUGGAGAAGAGGAGGACGAAGAGGACAGAGAGGGAGAGGACAAAGAUGUUAUCGUGGACGUCAGAGAGACAGACAGUGGGACUCAUCUGUCUGUCAGCUCAAACAUAGAUGUGGACAGAGAAAGUGAACACAAACUCCCAGGGACAGACUUGUUGUGUUGUACGGCGAGCAGUGAGGUUCAAAGAACGGAGGAGUCUCCUCUUGUGGAAGAGAGGAGAUUCAUGGUGUACAUAUGUGGUGGAUACAAAGACACAGUUGCAGAGAGAAGUGCGCUCAUGGAGAACGUUUAUCCCAGACUGUAUCUGUACUGUAAGCAGAGAGGCUACGACUUCAGCAUGGUCGACCUCCGCUGGGGGAUUGGAACACCUUUUGCUGAACGCCACGACACCGUAGAGCUGCAUGUGGAGAAUCUCCAGCGAUGUCAGACAACCAAGGGCCCCAACUUGAUUGUCUUUGUAGGACAGAAGCAUGAGGUCCGGAGCCUUCCCUCUACCAUCACGAGAGAGGCCUUUGAGGCCAUAGUUAGAGUGUUGGAUAGAGACCGACAGCAGAUGUCCAGGGACAAACCAUUGGUGGACCUCGCUGCCUCCGGCUCCCAGUCCAGCAUCACUACAGACAGCAGCUCUGACAGCUUCACUCAGGAUUCCAUUUACGGGCAUUAUCUGAAUUUUGGAGAACAGGCCACAAACUCAGGUUUACUGAGCCAGAGCUCCCACGACUCAUUUUCAGAUGGAGAGGAGGCCAGACUCAGCCCAGUGGGCACUAGGGGCCGGGCGGAUGUGGACAAAGACCUAACAUUGCUCCAGAUGUGCUACAAGCUGGACGAGAACUGCCUUCCUCCUGUGUACCGCUUACUGCCCAUUAGCUCUCACCAUCCUGACGUGUUGAGCGUGGACAGGGAGCGCAGGAGGCAGGCCAGGAAGGACUGGAGCGCUACCUGCCUCACAUUAUUGGGAGUUCUUCAACGCAGCACUGGGAAGGCACUAGGACGAGAGGAGGCAUCGCUGUUACUCAGAACAGUUCUUGACUGGGAGGUGGAGACAGGUCUGCAGUCUGUGGAUGGGGCUCCACCAGAGGAGCACUGCCACUGCUAUAAGAGACUCAUCCCAGACCUUCACUACAACCUGAAGAAUGAACACGUUGCUCAGUACGCUGACCUCCUGAAGGGAAGAGCUCGACUCGAUCCCGUCCUCACCGCGGCUCACCAGCAAUUUAUGGACCGUCUCCAUAGAAAGCUGCGCCACACCAACAUCUAUGAGCGUAACAUGGGAUGGGGAAAGAGAGGCCUGAACUCUAAACACAAUCAGUCCCACCGGUUCUACACCGAGCGAAUCUCCUCCCACUUUCAACGGACUGUCAUCAACUCCCUCAACAAAGACAUGAAGGUCACCAAAACUCACAGCCCCUUUGACACUGUGAGGAGAGAAGCUGUCAGAGAGCAGAUACAGGAGGAGAUACAGCGCCAUGUUAACUAUGGACUCCAUCUGGGGAAGGGUUGUACUUUGAGGCAGACUUUCUUAGCUGAUGUGAAGAAGGCAGUGGAGCAGUCAAGAACCAGACCCAUCCUCCUGCUGGGACCACCAGGCUGGGGAAAGAGCACCACCAUGGCUGCAGUAGCACAGCUAGCACCCUCGUGGCUACCUGGGGCUGUGAAGAUAUUGGUGCACUUUAUUGGCCUCACUGGAGAGAGCAGGAAUAUUCGUCUGGUCCUGCAGAGUCUUUGUGUCCAGCUAGCUGAAGCUUACUGUCCCCACACACAGCUGUCAGAGGGCCUCCCACAGCUGAUCAAUGAGUUCCACUCUCUGUUGGGUCUGGUGGGAACGGAGAGGCCCCUGGUGAUCCUGCUGGACGGGUUGGAUGAGCUGUCUGAGGAUCAUGGUGCAGACCUCUCCUGGAUCUCAGCAUCUCUACCUCAAAACGUCCACCUCAUCCUAUCUGCAACCACGGACUCCCCCUGCACUCUGCAGUCAGCCCUUCCCACAGUCCUGUCCAUCCCCCCACUCAGUCCUGAGGAUAUCACAGCUGCAUUAGAGACCAAGCUGCGGACUGACCAGCGGUGUCUGCAGGAGCAGCAGUGGCAGCUGCUGGUCAAUGCCUGCCUGUCCUGCCCCUGUCCUCUGUACCUGGAAACAGCUUACUCUGAGAGCAUGCUCUGGACCUCCUACUCCCCCCAGGCCAGCCUCAGCCUUCCACCUAGCCUGGAGGGCCUCUACCUUGGUGUGUUGGCUCGCCUGGAGAGAGAGCUGGGUAGGCAGCUGGUGAGACGGGCUGCGUCUCUGAUAUCCAUCUCACGUUGGGGUGUCACUGAACAGGAGUUACUGGACCUACUGACCCGAGAUGGGAAGGUGCUCCAGGAAGUGACCUCAUGUCACUCCUCUUCCAGCAACCCAAGGGUGCCUUAUGUCUCGUGGGCUCGACUGAGACGUGGCCUCGGCCGUCACCUAACUGAGGUCAGGACAGAUGGGACGUGGGUGUACCGUUGGACUCAUUCUGAGCUGAGCCAUGUGUGCAUGAACCACUAUAUAAAAACAGUUGAUUGUCGUAUGGCUUUACAUGCAGACUACGCUGACUAUUACCAAGACAAGUCGCAACGCACACACAUAUUCCAGCCACUGGCAUGGACAUUGAAUGAGGGAGAGGAUGGUGAAGGUACGACUAAAAGUUAUAAAUUCAAUUUGAGGAAGCUUCAUGGGUUGCCCUACCACCUGGUCCACUCAGACCAAAUCCUGCCUUUCCUGUCUGAAUGCAUUUUCAACUAUGAGUUCCUGCUGCAUAAGGCCUGGGGUUUGUCUGUCCUGGACAUCAAGGAGGACCUGAACAAGGCUGUGCUGCCAGACAAGGUGCUGGUGGAUGUCGAGGUGUUGUCGGGUGCUCUUGAAAUGUCUACAGUGGUGCUGCUGCAGGACCCCUGUCAGUUGGCCUCCCAGCUUAUGGGUCGACUGGGAAAACUUAUUAUUGAGGACCGCCCCGUUGCUAAAGGUGACCCGCUGAAGUUCAGCUACCUCCAUGCUCUAAUGGCUCAGUGUACACAGUCCUCCCUGCCUGUGUUGCUGCCCUCCUCCACCUGUUUGCUGCCCCCAGGAGGCCUCCAACACAUCCUCCUAGCAGGUCACUUGACCAGUGUGAUUGCCCUGGGAGGAGGGCAGAGAGGACCCUUGGGUGUCACCAGUGAAUCUGAUGGAAGCUUGAGGUUUUGGGAUCUGGAGCAGAGGCGGAUCAUCAGGAGCCUGGAUGCGGUGGAGGGAGUGGUGGCAGAUUCCAUCACACUCGGUCUGAAUGAUAAAAUGCUUAUAGUCUGCAUGGGACAAAGUCUGCAGGUGAGAGAGGUUGAAUCCGGGCGAGUUGUGUAUUCAGAGAGUGAUUCAGUGGACCGUCCCAUAGUCACCACGACUUGUGAAGGACAGCUGCUGGUGGUCUUCUAUGAUGGGAGUCAUCUAGUAAAGGUUUUUGACCUGGCUGCCUCCUGCUCUCUGCUGCACUGUGUGAACAUUUCCAUGGAGCGUGAGGCAAUCCACAGAAACCGCUCUGUUCUGCUGUCCAACAACUGCAUCAGAGACUACGUCCUCUUUGCCUACAGGUCUGGUGAUGAGGCAGCAGUAUUCAGUGCCAGAGGGGGAGCUGUGCUGUCUGUCCUGUCUGCUCAGCAUGGUGCUGCCUCUAUACAAGCUGUGGAGAUGACUGAAGACUACCUGCUGCUCUUCUGCAGAUACCCGUACAAGAGCGGCAGUGAAAUCAUUCACAUCGAACUCUUCAGCACAGACUCCUUCCUCUACCAGCGCGCUAUACUGGGCUGCAGCCAGGACUUCAUUUCCCAGGUCACCGUCAAUCGGGCGGGGACUCAUGUUGUGGCCUUUUGCCCCUCCCCUCAUACCGGCAUCACCGAGCUGGUCACCUGGAACCUGGAGACAGAGGACCACAAACACAUCACUCGUUUCCCCGCAGUGCUGACCAAAGGUCUGUGUUUUGAUCUGCGCUUCUGCCUGGGGAUCUGCAGCGGAGAGAAGUACCUCCACCUGUGGGAUCUGACCUGCAGGAUCAGCGACCAGACUCUGACCUAUAACAUCCACAAGCCCCGGAGUGACGGCACAGAGGAGGUCAUCCCAAUGGGGAAAACCCUGAGGUAUGCUGUGUGCCGCUCCAUCAGAGCUGGGACGGUGUAUGUGUGGAACCUGGGCAGACGGCGUUUCGUCUGCCGACCGGUUCGAGUAGAGCACGGCCUCUACAGCAGCACCGACACAGUCCUUGCCCACAACUUCAAACUUUACAUCUUUACAGACAGGAGCACUAUCAGCAGCGUGGAAGCCCCCCCAUGUCGAUUCCAGACUCUUCUGGUGUAUGAUUUGAUCAAGCGGAGCUACGUGAGGAGACAGACUGGGAUCGCGGUGAUUCCCUGUCUCCAGCACGAGUACCGUCUUCUGGAGGAUGGGCGGACCCUUCUGGGCCUAUCAGAGACCAGAGAUCAUCUGAUCCUCUGGGAUCUGGACUUUGGCUCUAUCAAACAUGAGAUCAAAGCAUCCCACAGGGAGUCGAUCCUGUGUAGCAGCACAGUCCCAGACCUGCAGCCUGAUGUGACAGCACUCAGGGAUGCAACAUGUGAGCUGCCUGUUACUCUCUCUGUGAACAGCCUCUUUAACAACAUUCACGUUUACUUGAUGCCAUGGGACGUUCGGACCGAGAGCCAGUCUGCAAAGAAGAAAAGGCUGGGGAGAGAGGCACAGAGGGAGAGGGAGGUGAAACGGAGGCUGGAUGGAGAGAAAUACAACUCUAUAGAGCAGUACGUCCUCAGUGGAGAUGAACAGGUGGCGGUGUGCUCCUAUUUUGCUCACCACCUCAACGUCUUCAGCAUGGUUUCCCAGGAACACCUCCACACCCUGGAGGAUAAAUCAUCACUGCUGAGCCUCCACACUGCAGCCCUUACCUACACUGGCAGCCACCUGGUGCUGACCAACUACAACCAAGACCAGAAGACCCCCUAUAUCACCCUGUGGGACCUGCACACAGGAACCGUGAAGAAAAAACUGCGGAAUGAGGCUGGAGUUUGCUGCGUAGCUAUCACAGACGGUGGAGACAGAGUUGUCUUUGGGGUCAAAGGAAGCAACAGGCUUAAAGUGUGGGAUCCCUUCAGGAGGAACUACAGGAGCAUCUGUGGCUAUGGGAACCUGACGAUAGAAGUCUCCAGUGAGCUUUACAUGACAGAAGGAGGAACCAGAGCCAUUCUGCUGUCAGGACAGCUGAGCCUGUGGGACCUGGAGGCGAGCAGCGUCCUGUCGGUGCUCUCUCUUGAUGCACGCGUCCGCUGCAUGAAGCUGCUCCGUGGAUGCGAGACCUCCGUUCUGCUCGGCCUCAGCCACAGCCCCACCCUCAUCAGCACCAGGUCAACGUCCAGUCAUCCUGUCAGCUCAGCAACUCGAGCUCCCAAAGACGAGGACCUGUUUGGAGAGUCCAGCAGCAGCGAGGAGGAGGAGGACUCGUAGGACUUGUAGGGCACACAUCAGAGAAUGCAACAUGAAAGAACAAGAGCAAACUAAAUCCUUAGCAUGGCACAUGGAGUGAGAAGGGGGAAAAGAUGGAAUGUUAUGUGGAAAUUAUCUGGAUGUGACAAAUUUAAUUGUGUCUUUGAUUUUUCAUGAAUGUCAACAAACUGCAGGUUUUUAAUCUCCAGAGGGAAGGGGUACAGGCUCUGAUGUCUCCAGGACCAAUGCAGGACUUAAUUGUUAUGGAGUAGUUUUACAUGCACACAGCAUAUGUAAGUAUAGGAAAGGAGAAAGUUGACAGAUGUUCCAAAAGGAGCAGAGCUGAUGAAAGGAAACGAUGAAGUCUCUGCUAAGGCACAGGACACUGUACGGGCUUGUUUCAGGCUGUACAGAGACGUUGCUACACACUUCACGCAGAAGGACAAAAGAGAACUGAGUGACUAUACUUUGUUUUAAUGAAUAUAAAAAGAAAUGUACACAAUAGUGAACCAGUGAAAACAUUAUGUCCACAAGCAUGACGUCCUAUUCCAGUGUCCCAUCAACAAUCAUCUCCUCAAUUAAAUAUUAACCUCUUGUAAACAUAUAA
Dicentrarchus labrax (European seabass) is the source of this 6415-nucleotide messenger RNA. RefSeq lists its product as uncharacterized. Gene Ontology annotation, molecular function: protein binding. NCBI's taxonomy places the organism in Eukaryota, Metazoa, Chordata, Actinopteri, Moronidae. The transcript is spliced from 32 exons. The record is from RefSeq and is a predicted model, not a curated record. Bases 1 to 5829 code for a protein of 1942 amino acids.